This is a messenger RNA of Bactrocera oleae (olive fruit fly), 2298 nucleotides long. It is a transcript of the gene gammaTub23C, whose product is annotated as gamma-Tubulin at 23C. The record is from RefSeq and is a predicted model, not a curated record. Gene Ontology annotation, molecular function: GTP binding; structural constituent of cytoskeleton. Gene Ontology annotation, cellular component: cytoplasm; spindle; centrosome. NCBI's taxonomy places the organism in Eukaryota, Metazoa, Arthropoda, Insecta, Diptera, Tephritidae. Gene Ontology annotation, biological process: mitotic cell cycle; microtubule nucleation; mitotic sister chromatid segregation.
UAAUUUGUCGUUCCUAUAUUUAUAUUGUGAAAGUUGUAAAUAAGGGUUUAUUAAUAAAACAUAAAAAAUUCGGUACUUUACAUUAAUUUUUGAUAGCCUACUACCAUUGUAUAAGCCUAGUAGAUUUAUACAAUGCCUACUACUAUCGUAUUGUCAAUAUAAAUUCGCCGCAAAAUCCGAAAACAACAAAGUAUGCAAAUGCUACCAAAACAUUAAGUAGCUUCUGUCAAUUAAAUUUAAAAAUUUUGUUCGUUCCCAAAGUUUAUUAAAGCAAACAAGUUUGUGUGUUUGAAAUAUAAAUGUAAAUUUUAUAUAAAAGUUGAAAGUUGUAUCAACGAAGCAAUGCCAAGCGAGAUAAUUACAUUGCAAUUGGGCCAAUGCGGCAAUCAAAUUGGUUUUGAGUUUUGGAAGCGUCUAUGCCUCGAACACGGUAUAUCACCGAGUGGUGUGUUAGAAGAUUUUGCUACCGAUGGUGUAGAUCGCAAAGAUGUUUUCUUCUAUCAGGCGGAUGAUGAUCAUUAUAUACCACGGGCUGUGUUAUUGGAUUUGGAACCACGCGUCAUUCACUCUAUAAUGAGUUCGCCAUACGCAAAGCUUUAUAAUCCGGAAAAUGUUUAUUUGUCGAAGCAUGGCGGUGGCGCUGGCAAUAACUGGGCUUCCGGUUAUAGUCAAGGUGAAAAACUGCAAGAGGAGGUUUUCGAUAUCAUCGAUCGCGAAGCAGAUGGUAGCGAUUCUUUAGAGGGCUUUGUGCUCUGUCAUUCAAUAGCUGGUGGUACUGGCUCUGGUAUGGGCUCUUACAUUAUGGAACGUUUAUCCGAUCGUUUUCCAAAAAAGCUGAUACAAACAUACAGUGUUUUCCCCAAUCAGGACGAGAUCAGUGAUGUUGUCGUACAGCCAUAUAACUCGUUGUUGACACUGCGUCGAUUAACUAGCUGCGCUGAUUGUGUUGUAGUGCUCGACAAUACGGCACUAAAUCGCAUUGCUACUGAUCGGCUACAUAUACAAAAUCCUAGCUUUACACAAAUCAACACUUUGGUUUCGACUAUAAUGUCUGUCAGCACCACAACAUUACGUUAUCCUUCCUAUAUGAAUAAUAAUCUGAUUGGUUUGACAGCACCUUUGAUACCAACACCACAAUUGCAUUUCUUAAUGACGGGUUAUACGCCAUUGACGACAGAUAAUGAUGUAAGGUUGUACUCUAAAUAUAGUGAAAAUAUAAAAAUUCGUAAUAUUUUCUUUCAGCAAACAGUUAAUGUUCGCAAAACGACAGUGUUGGACGUUAUGCGUCGCCUAUUACAACCAAAAAAUAUGAUGGUAUCUACGGGACCUGACAAAACCAACCAUCAUUGUUAUAUUUCAAUUUUGAAUAUAAUACAAGGAGAAGUAGACCCUACUCAGGUGCAUAAGUCUUUGCAACGUAUUCGAGAGCGCAAAUUAGCACAGUUCAUUCCCUGGGGACCUGCGAGCAUACAAGUAGCGUUAUCACGUUCAUCACCUUACGUACAGAGUAGUCAUCGGGUUUCAGGAUUGAUGCUUGCUAACCACACCAGUAUUUGUUCGCUUUUUGAACGUGCGCUUGGACAAUAUGACAAACUUAAAAAGCGUGGUGCUUUUCUUGAUCAAUUUAGGCGUGAAGAUAUUUUUAAAGAUGAUUUGUCUGAAUUGGAUGAUUCACGCGAUGUUGUCGAUUGCUUGGUACAGGAAUAUGAAGCAGCAACUCAAUCGAAUUACUUGCAGUGGUCGGCGAAGAAAGGUCAAGAAGAAGCCCAUUAAUUUUGUAGUGGGGAGAAAGUCAUAUAUAAAUAUCUAAAUAUGUAAUAGAAAUAUAUAUACUGUUCUGCCUCAUGUAGCCAUAAAAGUUUGCCACCUCCUUCGGAAAUUUUCAAAACAAAUUCAAAGAAUCUAAUUUAAUCCUUUCACAUUCAUUUUUUUUAACUAAUUACAUUGAAAUCUUUGAGUUUCAUUUUGGUAUAUUUGUGUCUCACUCUGAGCAUACUCACUAAUGCAUUUCUAAAAUGUUAUAUAUAUAAAUAUAAAACGCAACAUUGUUAAAUUACUGCUUAGAUUAGUAAUAUUUCUCACGUUUAAUUUAAUGUAUUCAAAGAAUUUUUGAAACCAAGUUUAUUAAGAUUUUCUAUUUUCGUUUAUAAGUGCGCUUUAAAUUCAGUCUUUUAAUUAUUUCCUGACUAUAUUUGAUCGUUUCAUUUUACGAAUGUGUAUUUUACUGAAUGUUAAUCAAAAAUGUAAAUGUUCUUUUUAUCAGUAAUAAAAAUGUUCUUUGAAGAAAUUACGAAUCAA